AUGGCUCCUACCAACAACCCCGAGCUCACGAUGGACAAGGUCUUUCCUGUCAAGGACAAGGUCGCCUUGGUCACCGGUGGUGGCUCAGGAAUCGGUCUCAUGAUUACCCAGACUCUUGCUGUCAACGGUGCUAAGGUGUACAUCGUUGGAAGGACAGAAGAGAAGCUCGAAAAGGUUGUCGAGGUGCAUGGUCAGAACAUUGCAGGUCAGAUUAUCCCCAUUGUGGGAGACGUCAGCACGAAGGAGGGCGUAUCGAAGAUUAAGAAAGAGAUCGAGUCAAAGGAGAAGUGCGUGUGCAUUCUUGUCAACAACGCUGGUAUCGCACCAGGCAAGACCGAGGUGAAGGGAAGCUCUGAAGAGCUAGUCGACAAACUUUUCGAUGGCACAACUGAGCAAGAGUGGUUGGACGUGUACCAAACCAACGUUGUCGGCCCCUUCCUCAUGUCCACCGCCUUCCUCCCUCUUCUCGAAAAGUCCACCGAGUCGCACCCCGGUUACUCAGGCACCAUCAUCAACAUCUCAUCCAUCUCGGGCCACAUCCGCAUCUCACAAGGUCACUUUGCCUACAACUCUAGCAAAGGUGCUGCGAUACAUUUGAACAAGAUGCUCGCGUCUGAGAUUGCCAAGAACGGUAUCAAGGUGCGGGUGAACUCUAUUGCGCCUGGUGUUUUCCCUUCAGAGAUGACGACCCAGGAGAGCAGAGAUGACAACCAGAAGAGUGAGAUGCCUAAGGAUCACAAGGAAGGUCUGCCUGCGCAGCGACCUGGAAAGGACCAGGAUAUGGCUGCAGCUAUCCUGUUCGCUGUUGGCUGCCAGUACCUUAACGGUCAAACUGUCACUGUCGAUGGUGGCUACGCGAUCCAGGUUGGCAACUAA
Molecule: messenger RNA, 876 nt
Organism: Alternaria alternata
Lineage: Eukaryota; Fungi; Ascomycota; Dothideomycetes; Pleosporales; Pleosporaceae
Product: short chain dehydrogenase/reductase
Exons: 2
Coding region: 1-876 (291 amino acids)
Molecular function (GO): oxidoreductase activity
Source: RefSeq, a predicted model, not a curated record